AUGCAGCCCAUCAAAUUCUACGGCAAAUGCCCCAGCGCCAAUCCCUUCAAAGUCGAAAUAUUCCUCAAAGAACUCAACCUCUCCUACGAAAGCAUCCUUAUACCGUUCAGCGACGUCAAAAAGCCCUAUUUCGUCGCCAUCAACCCCAACGGCCGCCUGCCGGCCAUCCACGAUCCCAACACGGGCAUUACACUGUGGGAGUCCGGUGCCAUUAUUGAAUAUCUUAUCGAGCAGUACGACAAAGACGAGCGGCGCCUCAGCUUCGCUCCCGGUUCGGCCGAGGCGUACCACGCGAAGCAGUGGCUCUUUUUUCAGGUUAGUGGCCAGGGCCCCUAUUACGGGCAAUUCGGCUGGUUUGUCAAGUUCCAUGCCGAGAAGAUCCCCAGCGCCAUUGAGCGGUAUGUAGGGGAGAUCAAUCGUGUGUCAGGCGUGUUGGAUUCAUGGCUCGCCAAGCAGCAGCAGGAGUUUGCUGAUGCGGACCUAACGGCAAACGGGCCCUGGCUGGUCGGGAAUAGACUGUCUUAUGCCGACCUAGCAUUUGUUCGCUGGCACAUGAUUGCCGGCAUCUUUGCGACUAAGGAGCAGUUUGAUGAGGACAAUUAUCCGUAUUUGAAGGCUUGGAUAGCCAAGAUGGUGGCGCGAGAUUCGGUGCAGCAGACCAUUCAGGAGAAUCCGAAUGGGGAAUAA
This is a messenger RNA of Talaromyces amestolkiae, 687 nucleotides long. RefSeq lists its product as uncharacterized. The transcript has a single exon. The record is from RefSeq and is a predicted model, not a curated record. NCBI's taxonomy places the organism in Eukaryota, Fungi, Ascomycota, Eurotiomycetes, Eurotiales, Trichocomaceae. Bases 1 to 687 code for a protein of 228 amino acids.